AUGUUCAAUAAAUAUAUAUAUCCAAAUGAUAUAUGUCUAUUAAAUAAUAAAAAAUUGAAUGAUUUAAAUGUAAAAAAUAUGCAACAAGAAAAUAAUGAUGAAAAUAAUUUGUUUGAAUAUAACAAAUUGAUAUUGUUACUAUGUUUAUUUGACAUAUAUAUAUUUAUUCAUUUUUUUUUUAAUAAUUCUCAAUUAUUUAGUGCAGUGAAGGGUGGAAAAUGUUGGGUGUUGUAUGUAUAUUCUAUAUCAAUAAAAAUAAUAUUUAUGUAUUUCUUUGCAUUUAAUGAUGAUUUUUUUUUAGCAGAUAUGACUAAGGAUUAUUAUAAUAAGUGUUUAAUAUUUAUUCUAUUAAAUCUAAGUACAUUAAUAUAUACAGCAUUAUCUAUAAAAUCAUAUAAGCAAUUAUAUCAAGAUGAUAUAACUAUAUCAAAUGAAAAACUAUUUCAUAAUGAUUUAAUAUUACAUGUAGUAAUUGAUUUGUUUGAUAUGUUUGAAUUAUUAUUCACAUUAGUUAAAUUAUCAUAUAUUAUAAAAAAUACAAAUUUUUGGAUUAAAAUUAUAGGAGGGGUCUUAAUUUCCUUUUCUUUAUAUUUAAAUGCUUAUUCAUUUCCAAUCAUUUCAAUUGUAAGAGAAAAAAAUAAUAAAAAUUUAGAUCUAGGAGAUAUAUAUUUUUGUAAAAAACAUGCAGCGAUGAUUGGAAUUAUAUUAGUAGAUAUUCCUUUUAUGAUUCUAAGAUUUUAUUUUCUUGCAUUCUUUUUUUCUAAUGUCCAUUUUCAACCACUCCUAAUUAAAAAUAUAUGUUUUAUACCUAUUAAAUGUAAAGCUAUAAAAAAUUGUAACCUAAUAUUUCAACAGAUGAAGAAAAAUAUUCAUCAUACAGAGAAUCAUACAAAUAAUAAAUAUAUCAACUCUCAACAAACUAGGAAUUAUGACACCUACUUUGAAAAUGCAGACAAAAAAAAAAAUAUGCCCUUGUUAAAAAAGAACUCUUUUUUAUAUAAUAAUAAUGCAUUCCUUUCGUUCAGUGGAGCCUUGAGAAAUUCCUUGGAAAUGCGAUCCAUAUCGUCUAUAAGAAAUGAAAUUAAUAAGAAUAGGGCCUCUAAAGGUCAAGCUAAUAAGGAAAUGGUGCAACUGAAGGACAUCCAAAUGGGGAAUAAUAUAAAGGCGGGAACUCAAACGCGGCAAAGUGAAACGAAUGUGAGACAAACAAAAUAUAGCCAAACGAAAUAUAGCCAAACGAGCGACAGCAAAACGAGAGACAGAAAAAAGAAAUAUAGCCAAACGAGCGACAGCCAAACGAAAUAUAGCCAAACGAGCGACAGCCAAACGAAAUAUAUCCAAAAUAAUGACCACCAAAUUCACUACCACAAUAUAACAAACGAUAAUCUUUUAAACAAUAAAGACUUCCUUGAAACAAAUAAAUGUUAUGAUAACAAACUCUUGCGCGCAUCUAAUAACAGCAACACACACAACAAUGAUGAUAUAAAAAAAAUGAUAGAAUCGAAUACGACCAAACUUGAAGAGGAUAGAAAUAAUACAAUGCUAGAUAUAAAUGAAUAUAAUAACAAUAGUAAUGAUUUGAAUGAAUAUUUUGAUAGUUUAAUAGAAAAUAAUAUUUUGGCAUAUAGAAAAAUAAAUAUAAAAAAGAAUAAAAUAGGUACGAAAUUUAUUAUGAAUAAAUUAAUGUAUACAAAUGUUUCAAAUAAUGAAAGAUAUAGAUAUUAUUUAGAUGAUAAUUUAAAAGUAUCAUAUAUAAAUCAAUUAAGAUUAAUGAUUCCAUAUAUCACAUAUUGUCUAGGCAAAAUAGCUAUGUCUAUUGUUUUUUAUAUAUUUUAUAUCAAGUUUGAUAUAAGCUAUUUAAAAUUAAUAUUAACAGAUUAUAAAAUGUAUUUUAAAUUAUUUGAACAUAAAAAUAUCAUAUUUAUUGUUUCCUUUUCUAUAAUAUUAGGAAAUACAAUCAUAUCAUUCUUUUCAUUUAUUUUCUUAUCUUCUUUUUUUGAAGUAUUAUUAUCAACAUUAUUUAUAUUUAUUAAAUGUAUCUCAGAAUUUCUAUUCCUUCUAUUAUUAGUAUACAAUGAAGUAUUCGAAAUAUUUCUUAGAAAUAUUAAACAGCCAGAUAAAUAUGCUUCCUACUUCUUUCUAACAUUUUCUGUUAUUCCUUCAUUUAAAAUUAUUGCAAAUAUUUAUUUUUUUCUAUGUGCUCUAUCAGGACGACAGUUUAUAGCAUAUAUUAUCAGACCUUUUAUCAAAGAAAAAAAUAUGAGUAAAUUACCAAACUUUUUUAAUCUAAAAGAAUAUAAUAAUAAUAAUCAUAAUAAUAAUAACAACAACAAUAAUAAUAAUAAUAAUAUUUUUUCACACAGUAUGAACUAUUUAAAUGAAGAUUAUUAUUUAUUUAAUAAUAAUGAAAUGCAUACAAAAAAUACAGUCAAAGGAGAUUAUAAAGGAUUUAUAUCUAUCGCUUCUUUACUUAUAUAUAUUAAUACAAAAUACAUGCAUGGAUUAGCUUCCUUAUCAACCUUAAUGUUAGGAAAUAAUUUUGUGAAAAAUUUAAGACUAAAUUAUAAUUUAAGAAAUAAUCAUAUACUAUUUUUAUUUAUUAAUUUCUUUACAAGAUUAUCAUUAUUAUUAUUUGUUUAUGUGCAUUAUAAAACAAGUGAUCAAUUAUAUGAAUAUGUAGAAUAUUUCUAUUAUCUAGUCACUUUUAUAUUCAUAUUAGAUUUUAUUUUUAAAUGUAUCUAUAUGUUCAUAUCACAUAAUUUAAGAUUAUGUGCAGCAUAUCACUUAGAAUUAAAAUCUAUCUAUGAAGACAUUUAUUAUCAUAGCCAAAUUAAAAAGGAAUCAUCAAAAAUAUACUUAAAACAUCUAUAUAAUAAAUAUCAAACCAACAAUUUUUAUUACUACAACAUACCUCUCUUUUCAGAAUUUUUAUGA
Plasmodium gaboni is the source of this 2934-nucleotide messenger RNA. RefSeq names its product putative membrane protein. The coding region runs from base 1 to 2934 and encodes 977 amino acids. The record is from RefSeq and is a predicted model, not a curated record. NCBI's taxonomy places the organism in Eukaryota, Apicomplexa, Aconoidasida, Haemosporida, Plasmodiidae. The transcript has a single exon.